Messenger RNA from Verticillium dahliae VdLs.17, 1245 nucleotides. RefSeq lists its product as uncharacterized. The record is from RefSeq and is a predicted model, not a curated record. Bases 1 to 1245 code for a protein of 414 amino acids. Gene Ontology annotation, biological process: transmembrane transport. NCBI's taxonomy places the organism in Eukaryota, Fungi, Ascomycota, Sordariomycetes, Glomerellales, Plectosphaerellaceae. The transcript has 3 exons. Gene Ontology annotation, molecular function: transmembrane transporter activity. Gene Ontology annotation, cellular component: fungal-type vacuole membrane.
AUGCGAGUGCCGGAUGACGCCGUGCCAGCAGAACAACCCCCAAAGCCGCAGCAGCGUCCAAACAAGGGCCUGAAGGCAUGGCUUCAAGUGCUUGGGGCGUUUUUCAUCUACUUCAAUACCUGGGGGCUCAUCUCAAGUUUCGGCAGCUUCCAGGCAUCUUUUGAGAAGGAUCUUCUCCGCUACCAUACUCCCUUUGAGAUAUCAACCAUCGGGUCUCUCCAGAGUUUCCUGAUGGUGUUUCUGGGAUUCGUGGCCGGCCCGGUCUAUGAUUUGGGCUACUCCCGCCAGCAACUGUGGCUCGGUUCGUUGCUCAUCGUGCUGGGAACCGUCGCGCAGAGCUUUUCGACUAAGCUGUGGCAGCUCCUCCUGUCCCAAGGCGUUGUCAUUGGCAUAGGCCUGGGUAUUCUUGCCGUUCUCGGCGUUGCUUUACCCUCACUCUGGUUUGACCGCAACCUACCCUUGGCGAACGGCGUAAAUGCAUCAGGCAGUGGUGUGGGAGGUCUUGUUCUGCCCGUCGUAUUCCGAAAUCUACAGAAUGCCGUCGGCUUCCCCUGGGCUGUUCGAACAGUAGCUGUCAUCUGUCUGGUGACCAUGGGCAUCGCCGUCAUGGCCCUCGAGACGCCAAAAGUCUCCUCAAAGCGCCGCGCUUUUGUCGACCGCUCCAUCACUCACGACAUGCCGUACCUGGCCUUCCUCGUGGCCUGCGUCUUCGUCCUGCUAGGUAUCUACACCCCGUUCGUGUACAUCCAGAGCUUCGCCCUCGACAACGGCAUCGUGAGCGCCGGUCUCGCCACCUACAUCCUCGCCAUCCUCAACGCGUCGUCCAUCUUGGGCCGCAUCGUCCCCAACUUCUUCGCCGCCGAGGUAGGCGCCAUGAACAUGUCCGUAAUAGCCACGGCGACCCUCUGCCUCUCGGCCUUUUGCUUCAUGGCAGCCCGGAAUGCGGCGGGCCUCAUCAUCCUGGCGGCCAUUUACGGCUUCGUCGUCGGCACCUUCGCCCUGCAGCCCACCAUCUUUGUGCAUCUGACGCCUGAUCCGACGUGUAUCGGCACGACGUUCGGCAUGGCUUUCACGGUCAUGUCCUUUGCGCUGCUGUUUGGCCCUCCGAUCGCCGGCGCGCUGCGAAGGGAGUUUGGCUAUGACGGAGCAUGGGGGUGGGCCGGCGCGACUCUUGGUGUUGGCAUCUUGUUUCUUGCCCUCUCGAGGGGACUCGCCAAGGGGUGGUCCCUGAAGAGCAGGGUAUAG